This is a messenger RNA of Phalaenopsis equestris, 1790 nucleotides long. Its product is annotated as hydroxymethylglutaryl-CoA lyase, mitochondrial-like. The coding region runs from base 383 to 1657 and encodes 424 amino acids. Gene Ontology annotation, biological process: L-leucine catabolic process; ketone body biosynthetic process. The record is from RefSeq and is a predicted model, not a curated record. Gene Ontology annotation, molecular function: hydroxymethylglutaryl-CoA lyase activity. The transcript is spliced from 9 exons. Lineage: Eukaryota; Viridiplantae; Streptophyta; Magnoliopsida; Asparagales; Orchidaceae.
UACCGGUCAUCUUUCUAUGAGAUCGGCUGAUUUGACGGCAGAAGUGGCAACUGCCAUUUGGCGCGAACUACCACCAACUUAAGGAUUUCUACGUCUCUUUCCCUCUCCCUCUCAAUUUGACGUCCGAAGACGGGAGCCGCUGAUCUACUUCGAUACACCCCUUUCACCUGCCCAACUACCAACUAAAACCACUCAAAACUAUUAAUUCUAUUAGGGAAUAAUUUUCGUCAAAAAAGGUGGACGUCACCUCUCCAAUUUCCCGUUCUCCCUCAGAUCUCACGGUAUUUGGAAAAAAGGGGCGAGAAAACCCUAUUCCUGCUUUCUAUUGACAUCCGAUCGAUAACUUUUUUUCUGCUGAUCGACCAUCUCAGCAGCAGUCAUCAUGUCAAGUUUGGAAGAGCCAAUCGGUCUUGACAACUACUCAGCAUGCAAUGGUGCUGGCUGGCUUCGAAGAUUUAGUUCCAAUGCUUGCCGACCCAGAUCAGAUCACACUGAAAUGGAAAACUGUUUGAUUGAGUCCAGAGAGUGCACUUCUUCGAACAGCUGCAAUGAAGAAUAUGCUCGGCAUAGAAAAUCAAAUGACAGGUUUACCCAAAACUCCUUAAUGUCAAGGACCACAAGUCUUGGCAGGAGGAGGGUCCUAAAUGGAGUUUGUGAUGCAUGGUGUUUGCAAGAUCAUUGCUGUAGGUUGCCCAGGAAUGGCAUUGAAAUAAGAGAUCUAGUAGAUAAGAUUUUCAGGAGCAUGCCAAGUUAUGUAAAGAUAGUGGAGGUUGGGCCUAGAGAUGGUUUACAGAAUGAGAAGACUAUCAUUCCUACAAAAGUGAAAAUUGACCUGAUACAGAGAUUGGCAACAACUGGAUUAUCGGUUGUCGAGGCUACAAGUUUUGUUUCGCCUAAGUGGGUACCCCAGCUAGCAGAUGCCAAGGAUGUCAUUGAAGAAAUUUGUAACAUUGAGGGCAUUCACUUUCCAGUGCUGACUCCUAAUCUCCAAGGUUUCAAGGCAGCUAUUGCAGCAGGUGCGAAAGAAGUUGCGAUAUUUGCAUCAGCUUCAGAAGCUUUUUCUUUGUCCAAUAUCAAUUGUAGCAUUAAGGAUAGCCUUGCCCGUUAUCAGGAUGUUACUCAUGCUGCAAAGGCACUUGGAGUGCCAGUUCGUGGAUAUGUUUCCUGUGUUGUGGGUUGUCCCGUAGAAGGAGCAGUUUGUCCAACGAAGGUGGCAUAUGUAGCAAAAGAACUUUAUGAAAUGGGUUGUUUUGAGAUAUCUCUUGGUGAUACAAUCGGAGUUGGUAAUCCAGGUUCCGUUAUUCCAAUGCUGAAUGCGGUCAUGUCUGUUGUUCCUGUGGAGAAGCUUGCGGUCCAUUUCCAUGAUACCUACGGCCAGUCCCUUUCCAACAUUCUAGUCUCCCUGCAGAUGGGGAUCUCCAUCGUAGACGCAUCGGUUGCCGGCUUGGGAGGAUGCCCAUAUGCGAAGGGAGCUUCAGGAAAUGUUGCCACAGAGGAUGUUGUCUACAUGCUCGACGGUCUCGGGAUAGAAACUGAUGUUGAUCUCAGCAAGCUCAUGGCUGCUGGAGACUUCAUCUGUAACCAUCUGGGCCGCGAGUCUGGCUCCAAAACUGCUGUUGCUUUGAGCAAAAUCAGCGCAAAUGCAACUAAUAUGUAAUUUUCUAUUUUCUUAUUGAUCAAUACUUCAGAAAUUAUCCCCAUUUCAUUCUGCGGUAGUGACCUCAUUUUUAUUAUCAUGUUGUUUGGUGAAGCAAUGUAUCUAUCCGUUACAUUAAUAAAGCUGGAAAGGC